GUUAUGAAACUGAAGAAAUGUCGUUAGAGGAGACGUUGAGUGUUAGAGGAAGUGAGGAGUUGAGAGCCUUGGAGCAUGGUGACGUGGGUGUGGUGAGUGAGUCAACUAGGUCAAAAAGGACAGAGGAAAAUGUGGGGGGGAGUGAGGUGGCUGAGGUUAAGGGAGAGGGGGUUUUCGAAAAUAUAUUAGAAGUGGGAGAUAGGAUUGAUAGGUGUUAUGAUAUUGGGGCAGACAUUGUGUUUGAGGCCUGUUGGAGUGGAGGAGAAGGCAUGCUCUGCACCCCAAGAUCACUGGCUGCCCAUGUUGGGAGUAGAAAGGAAAAGGGGUGGUAUUAUUUUACACCUUGGGCAUCCAACAAAGAAAAGAGGAAUUUAUUUAGUGCAGGGUUUUCAUCCAUUAAAGGAUGGAAGGAAAAAUUAUUCUUUGUUGAUGACACCAAGUGGGUUGGGAGGGAAGCCGAAGUGGAGUUUUUGUCUGCCUGGAAGGCUAAGAAAGCCAACCAAAAUAAGUAUAGUUUAAAUAGUGAUGAGAAUGAAGAGGUUGGGAAGUUGGUGAGAGAGGGAGGUGACACUUUGAAUAUCAUGUACCUCACCAGCUCGGAUGUCAUAGAGGUUGUUGAGCUCUAUGGGUCAAGCUCGUUGAGUGAAGCUGAGAUGGAUAAGUUUUUGGCUACUGUUAGUGGGAUGGCCAUUCCGAAGAAGCCAAGGAAGAAGUCAAAGAUUUCGGAGAAGGUGGUGAGUGAGGGAGGAGCUAAGAAGGAGUUGGUUUCUAGCACCUCAGUUGGAGCUCUAGAUGUUCAAGCAAGGCCAAAGCUUAAAAGGAAAGGAAGUGAAGACUUAGAGCCACCGAAGAAUAAGAAGAAGAAGAUGGGAGAACAAGAGGUUAGGGGGGAUGAGGUGGUUAAGUUCGUACCUCGGCCUCCUCCUAUUGAGCUCGAUCCUGAACUCAGGGAGACUGAGGUUAGAGCUCUUUGUAAGGGGAAGGAACUCGUCCCCCUUCCUUCUCUACAAAGUAGCCUUUUUGAUGCUAAAAACACGACGGCUGCUUGGAGAUUCAUCAAUUCAACUUUUCCCGAGGUGGAUCGACGUUGGGCUACGGAAGAGGUGUUAACUCAUGCGGGAACUACAAUUGUUAAACACACCCUGGAGAAACAGUUGGAUGAGGUGGUUCCGGCAGUGACUAGUCUUCAGGAUGAGAGGGAUUCGCUAAAGACAACUUUUUCAUUUGAAGAACGAAAGAGAAUAAUUUGCAAGAGAAAAAUUGAGGCGCAAGAGAAAGAAAUAAAGGAAAUAAAAAAGUCUGCUACUGAGCUAAAAACGAACAUGAAGUUGUUGGUCCACAAUGCGAUGGAAAGGCACAUUGUUGAGUUUCUCAACUCCAACACAUUUGAAAAUAUUGUCAACCUAUACCAGUUGCCUACUACGAUCCUUGCCUUCAUCGAUUGCAGAAAAAAGGUGAAAUGUCAAUAUCCCAAAGUGGAUGUGACGAAGAUCACUUUUGGCGAACAAGAGGAAGAAGUGGAGGAAGACGAUGAAAAUAUGUUGACUGACUUCAAACCUCAGAUUAAGCUGAGAUGGGAUCAUGAUGAAGAAGGUCGCACCGUUUUUCCUCCCAACUUUGACUUCGAGUUCGUCGUAGUUGAGGAAGGAGAAGUAGAGGUUGUGGGCAUAGAGGUCGAAGAGAGCCAGCCACCUCCUAUAGUGGAAAUCCAUCCAGUUCCCUCAGAAGAAGAGUGGCUAGCCUUCUAGAAGUGGAGUAGUCACCUCUUCUUGUAGAGCAACAACCACUUCCCCCAACAAAGUAGCUAGGGUUCCCAUUUUUUGAUUUGUGUUUUGUGUUAAAAUUGGAACAAUUUGUUGAUUUUAUUUUAAACAUUAUUGUAAUAUUUUUUAAUCAAUUUAUGGAUUUGUU
Molecule: messenger RNA, 1911 nt
Organism: Rubroshorea leprosula
Lineage: Eukaryota; Viridiplantae; Streptophyta; Magnoliopsida; Malvales; Dipterocarpaceae
Source: the annotation of a GenBank genome assembly